AUGACGCAAAGCAAUUUACAAGAGGAAAUUGGAUACGAGACACCUGUCGGUGCAUUAUCUCGACAAAAGUAUAGCAAUGACGUGUUAGAAGUGGAUAUGAUUGAACCAACACGUGAAGCUGAAGCCGAAUGGGGUCAGAUCUUUUCAGCUGGAGAUAGUACGCGAAGUUUUGUCGAAGCGGAAGUGAUUUCUGCCAUUGAAUACGAUCGAUCAGGAGAUUUUAUAGCUACAGGAAAUAAAGGUGGACGAAUUGCCAUCUAUUGUCGCCAUGGAAAUCCAGUAUCGAAUCAACACGUGUAUAGUGGAACAAAUGACCCGCGAUAUCAGCUGUAUACUGAGUAUCAGAGCCACAAUGCCGAAUUUGAUUAUCUAAAGAGUCUGGAAAUUGAAGAAAAAAUUAAUCAAAUCAAGUGGUGCCGAUCAUCUAAUGGGUCGCAGUGUCUAUUGUCCACAAAUGACAAGACCAUCAAACUGUGGAAAGUACAUGAGCGUAGAAUUCGUGAAGUCACGACGUACAAUGGACAGGAACUUGCCCACGUGCCACGGGAACAAAUAACGCCAGAGCUCAUUCGACUGCCACAGGCCCAUAUUCGUGGCCAAGUAACGACAUCUACUGCCAAGAAGAUCUAUGCUAAUGCGCACACGUACCACAUUAACUCAAUCGCUAUCAACAGCGACGGUGAGACAUUUAUGUCCGCAGACGACCUUCGCGUGAAUUUGUGGAGCCUUGGCAUUUCAAAUCAAAGUUUCAAUAUCGUGGACAUCAAGCCAGCAAACAUGGAGGAACUGACUGAGGUCAUCACAGCCGCGGAUUUCCAUCCAACACAAUGCAACACAAUGAUGUAUAGCACUAGUCGUGGUGCCAUCAAGCUAGGGGAUAUGCGGCAGGCUGCAUUGUGCGACUCAUACUCUCAAGUGUUUGAAGAACAGGAAGACCCUGAAACACGAAGCUUUUUUUCUGAGAUUAUUGCGUCCAUUUCAGAUAUCAAGUUUUCUCCCGAUGGUCGCUACAUUAUCGCGCGCGAUUUCCUUACACUGAAGGUCUGGGACAUUAAUAUGAAUUCGCGUCCAGUUCAAACAAUCAAUAUUCAUGAGCACCUGCGUCCACGUUUGGGCGAUCUGUAUGAGAGCGACUGUAUCUUUGAUAAAUUCGAGUGUGCGGUUAGCGGUGACGGUUACAACUUUAUCACGGGCUCGUACAACAGCGAGUUCCAUAUUUAUGACCGCUACGGGCGCUCUAACAUUUCCAUCACGCCGCGUACUGCGCGGGUGAGUCGGCGCCACUCCAUGCCCCAGCGAGGCCUUGCGCAGCAGAUUGCCGCCUUACCCGCUCCAGGUGAUCCUGAUGCAUUGGAUUUCUCAAAGAAAAUCUUGCAGACUAGUUGGCACCCGUCAUUUAGUGAAGUUGCUGUAUCCAUCCGCAACAGCCUCUUUAUAUAUGCCGCCUAG
Messenger RNA from Peronospora belbahrii, 1449 nucleotides. Lineage: Eukaryota; Oomycota; Peronosporomycetes; Peronosporales; Peronosporaceae. The record is from the annotation of a GenBank genome assembly.